AUGUCUGCAACUGAAAUUUCUACUGAAAAUGCAAUACAACAGCAACAGCAAACUUUUCAUAAUCAACUAAGAAGCAUGACUGGCACCAGUAGCAGCAUCCCUGAAAAUAACAACUCAACUAACAUUUGCACCCGAAGCAGCAGCAUCAGCAGUAACAAUGACAGUGUCCUUUAUGGAGCUGCUGCUUGUCUGCCGUUGUCAAAUGAUGCCAGAUUAGAGUUUAUAACAAGUUAUACAUUAACCAGUUUACGACUUAAGCAUGAUAAAUGGCAUAAAAUGAUGGCCACCCAGGAGUAUCAGCUCAUUUUGUUGGAUUGGCUUAACAACCCACAACGACGUCUACUUGUUAUGACACUCAAUCCGGCUGGUCAUUUAAUACCAAAAAAUUCAAUAAACGAUUUGUAUCAUCAUAAUUACGCCACACUAAUGCCUAAAACUAUAACAACAACAUCAGCAACAGCAGUAGUUCCCACUACCACAACAACAGCACUCUCAUCGAUAUCAGUCAAUGCUACAUCCAGCGAAGAGCUGGCAGGAAAUUAUAAAAAGAAUAUUGAAGUAUCAUUACCAUCUGCGCCAACAUCAUCGAUAAUUGCUCCUGCAAUUGCCACUGUAGCUGCCACAGCAGCUAUGACAGCUGCCACGGCUGCUUUACUCACACCUCUACCACCACCCUCGAGCAGUUUUUCAACAUUGGAUGGUGUGCCGCGUGGUAAAUGUGUGUAUUUCGUAAAACGUCAAUUGCAUGCUGCUGUAGCCUUAACAAGAGACAACUAUCGCCAUGAAGUAAUUUUUGGUGAUUUUCCCAUACACAGUAAAAUUGAAACUUUAUCAGUAUUGUUUGAUGAGAUAUUGCAACCGUUGUUGCAGAACUCACAAAAUCGCAAAUUAUGGCCCGAAGUUGUGGGUAAAGAUUUAAAUACACGCAUGAAAGAUGUAAGAAAUACAUUAACGGAGAUUAAAGGCAAAACCAACAAUAUAACAAUUUUAUUGUUAUUAGUUUCGCCAACAGUCAUUGAACAAGUUGCAAGUCACAUCAAACAAGGAAACCUUGAGUCCUCCAUAGAGCCAAAAUUUCGCUCACUAUUGGAAGAAAUGUUUAUCAAUUGGACAACACAAAUACAUGAAAUUCUACAAGAGAAAUCAGAUUGUGUUCACAGUUCCAAUACACCGGCAGCAACAAGAUCAAUGAAAUCUUCUAUUGUAACAGUCACAACGCCACAGCAAGAAAUAAAUUUCUGGUUAAAUCGUCAGCAAAAUUUACAAAACAUAUACGAUCAAUUAAGAGAAAGCUCCCACAAAUCCCUAGCAUUUAUAUUAGAAUCCAUAGAUUCUGCAUACUAUCCACCAUUUAUGAAGAUUUUCAAACGACUUAUUUUCGCUUGGCAAGAAUCCAAGGACAUUACUUUAUGGCUGCAGCCAUUAUUGCGUCAAAUGGCCACAUUUAAUGCCGUAAAUUUUUGUAACGCGCAGGAACUGAUUGCUCCAUUAGUGCAUGUUAUCCACCUGAUUUGGUCUAAUGCUCGUCAUUAUCGUACCACGCAACGUAUGACGGUGUUGUUACGUUGCAUUUGUAAUUUAAUGGUACGUAGAGCAGGUGAGGAUUUGGAGGUUUCAACACUCUUUCAUACUGAAGCCGAUGAGGGUCUUCUGAAGAUUAGCAGAACCAUUGAAAUUUUGGAAAUGUUUAAAUCCAAACUUUUGGAGUAUAAAACAAAAUAUACCAGUAACCAAACCAUAUUACCAGCUUUGCCUCCUUUGGCUUCAAGUCUGGCUUCAGCUAAUUCUUUGUCGUUUUCUUCAUCAUCGAUGGAGCUACAGCAAUUGUGGCGUUUUUCUAAUGAAGAUGUAUUUGGUUUAGCUUUAAAUGGCUUUCUAGAACAACUCUUGGAAUUACAAAGAAUAUUUGAAGCUGCUGUUACUUUUCAAAGUUUAGAGAAAUUGGAAAUUGGUGGCGGUCGUGGUAAAAUGUUAACCGAUAGAAUACGUCAGAUUCACGGCGAAUUCAAACUACUGUUUGAGGACUGGACUAAAUUGGAAAUUGAUUUAGGUCAACCGGCAUCGGUUACAGCUACGAACUUUACUUACAACCACAUUAAGAGACAAACUUUUAAAAGAGAACAGAUUUUAUUUUUUCAACGUAUGCAUGUAUUAGAAAAAAAAUUAGCCACCAUAUUGCAACAAGCCUACAAUGAUUGUCACAACUGGGAGCAACUAACAAAGCUUACAACAAUGUUUGCCAAUAUCGUGCAACGACAAACCAUUCAAACCGAAUUAAUGGUAAUUUUACCGCACAUCUUUAGCGUAUUGAAGGAAGAAUUGCUUUUGAUUGAAACCAUUGUCAGUGAAGUGCUAUUGGCAUUUGAAUAUAAAGGUGUUGAAGCCAUACCAUUGGAAAUGAAUUUUCCAACUAUAGCUGGUGCCAUGAUGUGGUUGGAGAAUUAUAUGAAAAGAUGCGAUGUCUUUGCUGGCAAUGAAUUGAAUGCUUUAAUAACUACACUUCUUGCUGCUGACAAUCCUUUAAGUUCACAAUAUGAAAAGUUGACUGCUCGACGCGAUAUUUUGACAACAAAACUUAGUAAUUUGCAGUUGAAAAUUUGGAACAAUUGGCAGCAGACAAUUGAGAAACGCAUUGCCAAAGGACUCGAUUCAAAAGUGAUGAUGAUGACGAUGUCGACAAUGAUAACAAAACACCAACAACAGCAACAAAGCUGUACAAGUAAUUCUGUUGAAAAUCUAGCAGAAGCUGAAGGUUAUCCUGAUAUGAGUAUUAGAUGUAAGAGCAGCGACAGUGUUAGUAAGCGAAAUAAAAAACUCAAAAACACCUGGCUGGCCAACAACCAAGCACAAUCAUAUUCUUCUCCAACUAAUGCUUCUGCUGCUUAUUGUCAUCAUGUCAACACUGCUUUAACUGACAAAACGGAUUCUACUAUUGGAUUUUUAUACAAUUCUAAUAGUGCAAAUGAAAGAUUCUGUAGUGCUUUGGCAGAGGAUGAUGUUUUAAAUAAAUCAUCAUUUGUUAGUGACGUGAAAAUCCUAAAAAUCAAUUUAUCCUUAGAACUUUUUACCUUAUUGAGAGAAACGAAAUAUUUGUUGGCUCUACAAGAAAUUCAUAAGAGACAAAAACAACAGGGCGAGACUACAGUUACAACUACAUCAUCCAAUAUCCAGUUAACAACACAAUUAACAACUGUGUCAACAACUCAGCAACAACAUCAACAGCAGCAACAACAACCUCAUCAAUUGCCUUUAACACUUUUAGAUUUGUACGCACAGCGCGAUAUGUUUUGGCAACGUAAGAUCAAACUAAUGAAAAUCGCCGAAUACUACAACAGCAUCAGGGAGGGCUUAAAUACAUCCAACGAAAUGCAAUUAAUUCAGCCUGUAGUCGAUGUCAUCGAUGAACUUGUAGAAUGCGCUAGCAAAACAUUGACAUGGCGGAACUUUGAUGCUGAACUUGUCAAUGAUAUUUAUAAGAAAACGCAAACAUUACAUUCACGCCUACACGAAACACGAAAAAAUAUCCAAACUAUACUUGAUAGUGUUAGACGUUGGAGUCGUGAACCUUUGCAUCAACGUAGUCUUUAUGGCAAAAAUUUACUGGAAUUGAAACACCAAAAAGAACGUUUAAGGACUCGUGUCAUGCAAUGUGAAGAAACUAAAUUGCUACUCAAUCGUUUGUUAAUAGAAAAUUUCUAUUUAUUCUUUAAUUAUGAUAAACAAGAAAGAGAUACACAGGACAAAAACAUACUAGAGUUUCUUCGUCUCUUCCCUGAACACCAACGCAGCAAAUAUAUUUCAUAUUUAAAAUCCAUUGAUGACUUAAUUUAUCACGAAGUAAAAUAUGCCAUGAAAAUCAGGUUAAAGCAAAUAUUUUAAUAAUUUAUCAAAACCCAUUAACUUCACAUUAU
Molecule: messenger RNA, 3911 nt
Organism: Lucilia cuprina (Australian sheep blowfly)
Lineage: Eukaryota; Metazoa; Arthropoda; Insecta; Diptera; Calliphoridae
Product: dynein beta chain, ciliary-like
Exons: 10
Coding region: 1-3879 (1292 amino acids)
Biological process (GO): microtubule-based movement
Cellular component (GO): dynein complex
Molecular function (GO): dynein intermediate chain binding; minus-end-directed microtubule motor activity; dynein light intermediate chain binding
Source: RefSeq, a predicted model, not a curated record